CAAACGGUUUAGCUCAAGCCUAGAUGGCCUUGGCUUCCACGCCAUGGCACUAGGAUGUUUGAGCAGAAGUUGUCAGCACCUUUCGAGGCCACGAUUGCUGGCCUCCAGCGCUCCAACGCUUCGGCGCUUUUCGACUGGCUCUCUUUGGAACGAAUAUGAGGAUCGAGCCGGACCUUCUUAUUUGGACAUGCAGGCAACAACUCCUGUAGAUCCACGUGUUUUGGACGCAAUGCUUCCAUACUACCACGGUCGUUUUGGUAAUCCCCAUAGUCGCAGCCACUCCUAUGGUUGGGAUGCCGAAGAAGCCACUGAGAAGGCUCGAGAACAAGUUGCACGACUUAUCAAUGCCGAUGCCAAGGAGAUUUUCUUCACCUCCGGGGCGACCGAGUCAAACAAUAUGGCAAUCAAAGGAGUUGCAGAAUUCUACGAGGGAUCUGGAAAAAAGCACAUUGUCACUACUCAGACUGAGCACAAAUGUGUUUUGGCCUCCUGCCGCCGGCUGGAAGUCGACAAAGGUUGGAGUGUGACUUACUUGCCAGUGGACAAGUAUGGACUUGUGAAUCUUCAGGAUCUGGAAAAUGCAAUCCGUGAUGAUACGGCUCUGGUUUCAGUGAUGCACAUUAACAACGAGAUUGGCACAAUGCAACCAGUUGAAGAGAUUGGACAGAUUUGUGCGAAGAAGCAGGUCUUUUUUCACACCGACGCAGCUCAAAGCGUUGGCAAGGUGCCGGUUGAUGUUAAGAAGGUUGGCGCAGCGCUGAUGUCAAUCUCAGCUCACAAGAUGUACGGCCCAAAGGGUAUCGGUGCUUUGUACGUUCGACGGAAGCCACGAGUGCGCCUUCGCCCCGUGAUCGACGGCGGGGGCCAGGACAGGUUUGAGACUGUUUAUCUUAGUCAUGUUUAA
Cladocopium goreaui is the source of this 904-nucleotide messenger RNA. The record is from the annotation of a GenBank genome assembly. Lineage: Eukaryota; Dinophyceae; Suessiales; Symbiodiniaceae.